Molecule: messenger RNA, 1403 nt
Organism: Eptesicus fuscus (big brown bat)
Lineage: Eukaryota; Metazoa; Chordata; Mammalia; Chiroptera; Vespertilionidae
Gene: TMPRSS12
Product: transmembrane serine protease 12
Exons: 5
Coding region: 58-1095 (345 amino acids)
Biological process (GO): proteolysis
Molecular function (GO): serine-type endopeptidase activity
Source: RefSeq, a predicted model, not a curated record
CCACCGCGCGGCCGGCGGGUGGGCGGCCUGCGCCAUCUUGCCCGCAGGAGUCCCACUAUGCGGCUGGGGCCGCUGGGCGCCGCGCUGCUGCUGCUGGGGAGCUCCCUCUUCCUCCCGGGACGCUCCUCGCUCUCGCCCGGCAGGCGCCCCUCCUGGUCCCGGGCGGCCGGUCCCGGGCGGCUCCCGCGGCGGGAGGGGCAGCGCGCCCCGGAGGACCGGCCGGACGCACAGGAUUGUGGAACAGCUCCGCUUGUGAAUAUGUUGACAGGGUCUCGGAUUGUAGGGGGCACAGACGCUCAGAUUGGCGCGUGGCCCUGGAUAGUUAGCCUGCAGAUUCGAUCCGGAAAAAUUAUGGCUCAUAUAUGUGGGGGAAGCUUAGUGAGAAACAGUUGGGUCCUCACAGCUGCCCACUGCACUAGGGACACGAGAGAUCCUGUAGUGUGGAGAGCUGUGCUUGGAACUAAUAAUAUUGAUGGGAGACGUCCACACACCAAGAUUAUAAAGGUUAAAGCAAUCAUCAUCCACCCAAACUUCAAUUUGGAAACUUAUGUAAAUGAUAUUGCACUUUUUCAUUUGAAAAAAGCAGUGAAGUACAAUAACUAUAUCCAGCCUAUUUGUCUACCUUUUGAUGUUUUCCAAAAGCUGGAUGAAAAGACAGAGUGUUUCAUAGGUGGCUGGGGAAGAAAAACAGAAGAAGGUAAUACUACAAGAAUGUUACAGGAAGCACAAGUACAUUAUAUUUCUCGAAAAAUUUGUAAUUCUGAUGAGGGUUAUGGGAAUAUAAUUCCUGUAACUUCAUUUUGUGCAGGUGAUGAAGAUGGAAUUUUUGAUACUUGCAGGGGUGAUAGUGGUGGACCAUUAAUGUGCUACGUCCCAGAACAUAAACAGUUUUUUGUAAUGGGAAUUACCAGUUAUGGAUAUGGCUGUGGCCGAAAAAAUUUUCCUGGUGUCUAUUGUUCACCAUUCUUCUACAAAACGUGGCUGACAUAUCACCUCAACCAGACAAUUAGGAAUAAAGGCAUAUUUAAUAUAAGCAGUCUACUUGGACAGGUCCUUGUCGCCUUAGGCUCUGUUGUCUUACUAGCAACUCCAUAAAAUACUCUGAAGAAGCUGUAUUUUUCAUACUGUCCUAUUCCAUGUUCUACAUAAUGAAAAUAAUUUAUUCUUUGGGCAAGUUACUGCCCACUUUUGAGUUCUUAUGUGGAAACUUUUGAGGGAAUAAAAAGACUGUGACAUUGUAGAUAUGGGAUUGAUUGUAAAUUUGGCACUGGAUCACAUGCAUCCUUGAUGUAUCUUGAUUGUUUUACUUUAUAAUCAUAAUUUUUCAAUUGGAAUACUUCCUUAGAGUUUGUAUUAAAUAUUCAGUUUAAAUAUAUAUGCUUUAUGUAUGUACACACCAAAUA